UAAUCAAUAUUAGCCGCCCGAUGGUACUGUACGUCCGUCGACCGAUUGACUGAAACGGCAACUGUAAAAUGUAAAUGCUCAUCGACUGGAUGAUGCACUAUGAAAGUAUGAAGGCACGAAACUCCACUGGCGUACAAAAUACCUGCAUAAGGUCCGGAUCCAAGGUCGUAUAAAACGGUUUUCUAAAUUACAUGACUAAUUAUAAACUUAUCUCUUUGCUGACACUGCGCUUGUUAUUCUGCAUAUUGUUCUGCAUACUUGCCUGAUCCUGAUGGUGAGCAAAAUUUGUUGUCAUCCACUCGGCGGUAUCCUUAAUUGAACGAAGAUUGAUUUUAAGUACAAAUACAGUACGUACGUAAAGAGGCAUUUACUUCUUUCUUGAGCAGUGCCAAACUUUCUCCUUCAUGUAUUUUCAUUAUGGCUGAUUAUGAGGAAGAUUUUGAGGAGGCUGAUUUUGUCGAUACAUCCGUGACCGGGGAAGCAGAGCGAGACGACAAGAAGUCGCACGUUCAGAUUUAUCUACCGUAUUCAAUGGAAACAAGGGUGCAAAAUCACUAACCGCCGAUGUCGCAAUUCACGCACAACCCAACGAGAAAAAUCUUUUUGACUUUCUGUUUAAAAAGCGAGCCAAUCCUUCCGUUGCGUCCAGCACAAGAGAUUUUCACUGUCAGUCGGAAGCUCAAACAGAACUGAUCCGCUUAAGCACCGCGUGGACACAGAAACCUUGCUACUCCGCAAAAGAAAGCUCCGGUCUGAUUACCGGCAAAACAAAGCCGCACAUGGAGCAAAACAACGAAGCUGUUAAAUUAUCACUACUCACGCAAAACAAAGCUGAUGUUAUAGGGAGUCAACCCGGCAGCUUGAAUGCUUUCUUGAAAAAAUCUUCUAACUUGAUCCUGAGUAUGAUGACCGAGGAAAGGCACAAGAAAAGCAUUUUAAAAGCUGAGCGAUCCAAAACCGACGAUACGCGAACAGUGACUGAUCAGGUGUCCGUUCCGCUUGCAAGUCCACUGUUUUCCGCAUUCGGCAACAUAAUUUCCAUUCGAACCGCACAGAAUUGUGCGUCACCGCUAUUUCUUGUAUUGCAUGCAACAAAGGAUAAUAGUCCACCAGUACAAAGCCGAUUCCGCGGCUGUGUUUCCGGGUGGAAUGGCUAUUCGCCAGGUGCAGCGUUAUUCAUUUUGGGUUUGCUGGAACGACCGACGUGCCUCGACUCCUUCUCCGAUUCUGACGGCGUCCUGCUUGUUGUAGCUGGCGUUAUUGAUGGAAGUAUAGCGUGCUGGGAUGUGCGGGAACCGUCUUCGAAUGCAAUAUAUUUCGAUCAAGAAUCUCAGAUAGUUCAGUUACCGUGCUUUGUCAGUUGUGCUACGACACCGAGUCAUACGGAGAGUGUCUUGGACAUUGCCACGAUUCAACCCGGUUCACGAGCCAGUUCAGCCAAAUUUGUGGUGUCGCUAGAUGAAUCUGGAAUAGUAAUUGUGUGGAAUGUAAUGCAUUCGGUGAAGGAGAAGGGGCGAAACAAUGAAAAUACUGGUGCCGGUCAAACAGUUGAGCUUGUCCGUUCAAGAACGAUCGAUAUAUGGAGAAACUGCCCCAAAAGAUUCGUCAUUACCACCAUUUAUUCCGACGGUCGCAGCACAAACCAAGCCUUCGUCACGUCCUCAAAUGGGCAUCUACUUGGUGUUUUUAUGCAGUCAAGUCAAAGCACAAUUUCCUACAUCAACACCGCAGGCGGAGGAUUCACAUCACUUGUAACAACGAUGUCCUUCUCGCAACACUUUCCUGGUUACUUCCUUGUUGGUUACGACAAUGGACGGAUAAGCUUGUACAACACAGCUUAUCGGAUAUGUUUGAAUUCCUGGUCUUUAGCCGCUGCUGCCAGUAUUGUAGGUCUGUAUUGGUCAGAAACCAAUCCAAAAUUAUUCUACUCCGUUGACAGCAAAGGAAAUAUUGGUCUGUAUAAGCUGGGAGACAAGAUCUCAGAAACUCCUUCGCAAAUCUCCACUUCCUGCAGGGGCCAUCUCCUGCUCCGCGUUGCAUCCUUGCCAGUAUGAAAGGGCAUCACUUGAUGCUGUGCCAGCCGGACCAAACACUGACCGUUGCCACUGUUAAUUCCGCACUGGAUAGAAAGAAUACUCUUUUGAGUACAGAACUGUUUAGUGAUUUUCGUAUCGGCCAAGGAGGAAUGGAAAAUUCAGCACAGAACGGUCACCUUAACGUUCCCGGUGAUGAUCAGUAAUGAAAGUUUUGCUGGACGGGACUUCACAUCCAUCAUCUUCGCGAUUAUCUCCAUCGAUGAUUUAUUGAUUCAUAGCCUAAUCUGUUACGGCUCGUUACAACAACUUACAAGGACUUUGUGAUUGUUUUGCAUUGAUUAGCAUUAAAUCUCAUUUAUUAAUAUUAGCAUUUGCCGCUGUUAAACAGCAUCAGACUUCAGCACAAACGCGUGUUUUGGUUUUAUCUUUGCUCAGUGCUAAGAUACGGCUUUUGCUCCCAGUCCCAGGUGAAAGGGUCUUGAACAUUUUGACAUAAUGUGCUUUUAGUUGUACGAUAAUCCUAGUUAGUCCGCAAACUUACGGAUUAGUUUUUAACAGUUUAUUACAAAGCCGACGAAAACGGAUAUUACCA
Molecule: messenger RNA, 2628 nt
Organism: Paramacrobiotus metropolitanus
Lineage: Eukaryota; Metazoa; Tardigrada; Eutardigrada; Parachela; Macrobiotidae
Exons: 3
Coding region: 780-2054 (424 amino acids)
Biological process (GO): intraciliary transport
Cellular component (GO): cytoplasmic dynein complex
Molecular function (GO): dynein heavy chain binding; dynein light chain binding
Source: RefSeq, a predicted model, not a curated record